GGCUUCUCCACACAGCCACACUUAAAACUUUAAAAGUCUCUCUGCAAUACCAGAGAAACACAAAAACAUGAAAAAUAUGACAGAAUCUAGGUCCCCAUUUCUUUUCUGGUUCUCUUUCUUCUGUUUGCUUCAUUCGCUUCCUGUCUACUCUGCCAAAUCCUCACAUCGUAGAUUCCCAUCUUUACUGAUAUCCCCAGGAGAAAAGAUAUCACCUUCUGCUGGUCAAAACCAACUUUACAGAACCAAAUACUUCACCCAAGUCCUUGACCAUUUCAAUUACUAUCCCAAGAGCAAUGAAACUUUCCAACAGAGGUAUUUGAUAAAUGAUACGUUCUGGGGAGGCGCCAAGAGCAAUGCUCCAAUCUUUGUUUACACUGGUAAUGAAGGGAACAUAGAAUGGUUUGCGGAGAACACUGGUUUUCUGUAUGACACGGCUCCCCAUUUUAAGGCCCUCAUCAUUUUCAUUGAGCAUAGGUUCUAUGGAAAAUCUCUACCUUUUGGGGGCAGGAAAGUUGUGGCUUAUAGCAAUGCAAGUACACUGGGAUAUCUAAGCUCCACACAAGCCUUGGCAGAUUAUGCUUCCUUAAUUAUUGAUUUUAAGAAGAAUUUGACAGCAACUGACUCACCUGUAGUGGUCUUUGGAGGUUCCUAUGGAGGAAUGCUGGCAGCAUGGUUUAGGUUGAAAUAUCCCCAUGUUACAAUUGGAGCUUUGGCAUCUUCUUCUCCGAUCCUCAAUUUUGAGAACAUAACAUCUCCAGAUAGCUUCAACAAUAUAGUCACUAAAGACUUUAGGAGUGAGAGUGAAAGUUGUUACAGAGUGAUCAAGGGCUCAUGGGAAAAUAUCAAAGACACGGCAAAGCAUCCUGGAGGGCUUGAGCUACUUCGGAAAUCGUUUAAAAUAUGCACGAAUAAUAUUAGCUUAGAUGAUCUUCAAAAUUGGCUUGAAGCCGCUUAUCUUUACACAGCAAUGACGGAUUAUCCUACUCCAUCGAAUUUCAUGAGUCCCAUGCCAGCAUAUCCAGUGAAACAGAUGUGUAAGGCAAUAGAUGAUCCAACAACGGGAAAUGAUACAUUUGCAAAGCUAUAUGGUGCAGCUACUGUCUACUAUAAUUACAGUGGGACGGCCAAGUGUUUCGAUCUUAAUGAUAAAUCAGAUCCUCACGACCUCGGAGGAUGGGAUUGGCAGUAUUGGGAUUUUCUUCCUGAGAUUAUCGGAGGUCUUGGUGCGUUGGGUCUUGCCGGUAGCGAUGGUGAUCAGCCCCUGGGGUCUUGGGUUAGCACUGAUGACGGGGAUAACACAGGAAGAGGAUGGCCAGUUCUAAUGGUUAGCUACUGGCUCUGUACUUUUCGACCCAAGGCAUGUGGUGGAUGCGGUGGUUUCGUCGGUGGACGAGGUGGCUGUUCUGACGUUGGUGGUGGUGAUCAAGGUAGUGGCAUUGGCGUGUCUGCUGCGCAGCUGCUGGCCUAGGCUAAUACCGGUGGCUGGGGUAGAGUUGGUUGUAAUGGUGCAGUCUCUUCGGCGGUGAUCGAAGCAGGAGGUGGCGGCUUGAUUGGUUGGGGUGGAAGCAGACUGCCCUUUCCAAUUUUGACCAAUUGGGCCAGCUGGGCCUGGUAUUGGUUGGAGGGUCUAUUGCAGGGUUGGUUUUGGGUGGGUGGUGUCAUAACUUUUAUUCAGGCCUGGUCUGCCUUUGGAGUUGAAUGGAACUUCUCACUUGGGGCGGUUCUGAUGAAGGAAGAUGGAGUGGAGGAUGACAAAUCUCCUCCCCUCAUGUCAAGUGUUCUUUAAUUUUUUGAGGUCGCAAAGAUCAAUUUCUGUGAGGAUUCAUUUUACAAUUUUGCUUCGGAGGAUUCUGAUCUUUGUUUGGAAUAAUGGUGCGUAUUUGUAUUAAAAUGUGGGUGUAUUAGGGGUAACCUGGGUCUUAUUCUUAUUUAGAGUAAGUUGUUAAGGUUCCCUAAGGAACGAUU
Rosa rugosa (rugosa rose) is the source of this 1965-nucleotide messenger RNA. RefSeq lists its product as uncharacterized. Gene Ontology annotation, molecular function: serine-type exopeptidase activity; dipeptidyl-peptidase activity. The record is from RefSeq and is a predicted model, not a curated record. Bases 68 to 1468 code for a protein of 466 amino acids. Lineage: Eukaryota; Viridiplantae; Streptophyta; Magnoliopsida; Rosales; Rosaceae. Gene Ontology annotation, biological process: proteolysis. The transcript is spliced from 7 exons.